Molecule: messenger RNA, 972 nt
Organism: Rotaria sp. Silwood1
Lineage: Eukaryota; Metazoa; Rotifera; Eurotatoria; Philodinida; Philodinidae
Source: the annotation of a GenBank genome assembly
AUGCUAAACAACCCGAUUAUUAUUCAAGGUGCACCCAAUGAGACACGUCCGAUUAUACAAGGUCCUGUAGCUAGUGCGAGUGCUCAAAAUAUUAUAAAUAUUCAAGGUUCAAAUUUUAUGGUGAAAGGAAUAGCAUUUACCAAAGGUUCAAGAGGAAUUCGUCUUGGACCAAAUGUUAUAAAAAAUGCAGUUUUCGACGAUAUUUUCAUUUACAACAUUACUGGCACGGCAAUUUCAGCCAACGAUGCCGGUAAUGAAUAUUCCAAUAUAACGUUAAGAAACAGUGAAAUAACAAAUACAAACACAAUGGCUAAUACCACCGGUGAAUGUGUUUAUUUUGGAUGUAGCAAUGACGCAUGUCGAAUUCGUGAUUCUAUUAUCGAACAUAACUACUGCCAUGAUACACUUAAUUCAGCAGGAGGAUCACGGGCUGGAUUUCAAGUCAAAUCCGGCUCAUACAAUGUUAUUAUUCGUAAUAAUGUUUGUUACAAGGUAGUUGGACCUUGUAUUAUUGUUUAUGAUGAUUAUGAUCGUGGACGAAAUUUGAUUGAUGGAAACUUAGCAAUUUAUGCUGGAACAGCUGAUCUUGGAAUACAAUGUACAUCUGGAGCAACAAUCACUAAUAAUAUUGUGAUUAAUGCUAGUGCUUCAAUUUACAAUAAUGCUAUCAAUGGUGCUCUUGAUGCUACAGGUAUUCAAGUAAAUGGAACAUUCGGAGUGUCCAGCAAUGUCUUCGUUGAUGCUACAGCCAAUAAACUUUAUCCAGCAGUAAACUCUCCACUGAUCAAUAAAGGUGCCAAUCCACUGAAUCAAGUUCUUUAUGAUUACAACGGAAUGCAGCGAUCAAAUACAACACCAACUGUUGGUGCAUACGAAUAUUCCACUACAAACAAUCCUGGUUGUGCGAUAACGUACAGUUUUAAAUGUGGCUCAUCCACAGCUGCUGUACCACAAUAUCCUUUAUUUCCCUGA